UCUUACAAGCGUGGGUCGACUGCCUCUGUUCACAAGUCACCCGCCAGCUCUCGGAGAUAGUCAGUCAUGGGUUGGGGAAUCAAAUGCAAGUAUGAAGAUGAUCGUGAUGGGACAGACCAAAUUGACAUCGGUAUCGCCGAAUCCGGAGGAUCGUAUUAUGUCCCGGAUGAGAACAUGCACAAGUGCAAGAGAUGCAUGUUGCAGCCGUGCAUCACGUUUGUGGGUUUUGGGGUGAAGAAGAGCGACUACCUGGUCAAGUGCAACUGCUGGCCCCCCGCUGUGUUCAUGCCUAUAAUCAGCCUCGGCCAGGUGAUAAUAUUCGUGGUAUAUGCCGCUGAACUUGCCAAAACCAACACGCCAGUCACCUUCGCCAGCGGGUACCCGCACUACAGCCCUCUUGUCUACCUACCUACCAAACGCCACGAGGCCUGGAGAUUCAUUACCUACAUGUUUAUCCACAAUGGGUGGUGGCACAUUGUGAACAACCUGAUAUUCCAGCUGGGAAUUGGGCUGUCCCUGGAGAUGGUGCACAAGUGGUGGCGUGUGAUGAUUGUGUACCUGUGCGGCGUCAUAGCGGGCUGCCUGGUUCAUUCUGUGAUAGAGCACGACUUAGCCCUGGUAGGGGCGAGUGCUGGAGCCUUUGCACUUGUGGGUGCACAUCUAGCUGUCGUUAUCACGAACUGGAAAGAGAUGCGAAUGAGAUGUAACUGUGAGUGCCUCGGCAAAGAACUCAAAAUGCCCACUGGUCCAUUUCGCCUGGCCGUCAUCCUGCCUCUAGUAUUCUAUGAAGUAGUCCGUGCCAUCUAUGAACAUGUUGUGGAUAAUGAUUCCUUUAAGAUCGCUGUUGGUGCCCAUCUGGGAGGUAUUGCGACAGGUAUAUUACUCGGAGUGCCAAUCUUAAAGAACAUGAAGAGGCACCCAUGGGAGACAAGGCUUGGAAUCGUCACCUCUGUAGUGUUCGGACUCGCGGUGCUGUUUGGAAUACUGUUCAACAUUUUCUACAAAGGUUACCCCGAAACCGACUGGGAUUAAGGAACCUGAACUCAGAUUUUUCAGUAUAUUUUUAUACUUAAUCCAAUAUCAUUUUACAGCAGAAACUAUCAAUUGAUUAUACAUUUUUGUCUUUAGACUGUUGUUAUGGAUUUCUAGUAUGUAUAUAGGCUAUUUGAAGCAAUGGUUAUAUAUUUGUUAUCUUGUGAAUGAGUGAGUGAGUGAACUGGGUGCAAUGCUGCUCUGAACUUUUUUCCCGUUACAUCACAGUGUGCCAGCCCGAAGUGCUUAAAACUAGAAACAUAAUCAUGUGGACUUGGAAUCGAUCCUUGUUUGAUUGAGAUAGUAUUGAUUGAUUUUAUUAGUAUAUUGCCACUCUUGCUCAACUGUACACGAUUCAGUAUACAUGGGUAUUUAUGCUAUAUUACAGAUCUAACAUUCAUAUGAUUUGUUGUACCGUAAAACCCCGUUAGUAUGAACCCCUUUUAUACGGAACUUCGCCAUUCCGUACUAUAACUUUGGAACACUUUCAUAAACACACUUACCCACCAUCAUUAUCUGUUAACCUCGUUUUAGGGUCUGUAAGUCUCGCGAGGCGCUACUUCCGGUACUAAGCUGGUUUCCGACCCCUUUGCACGUGCCAUCUUGCGAUAUGCGAGACGAGGCCUCGCUUACUUCCGGUACCAGAUUUCCGGUGACAAGCGUAUAUUCAAGAACCAGUUCUGGUUCCCAACUGCGCGACCGCCAAAUAUGAUUAAACUAGACCGGACCAAGUGUACAACAAUGCUUGUCUGUUACAGCUGUUGACAGUGGGAAUAGUUGGCUUAUUGGGGAUGGUUAGAUCGGAAAUUUGUUAUUCCUACAAGGAUUAUCGGUUCAAUACUGUCAACUGACAACCAUGAGACCAUUCGAAACGGUAUGAAAGGUUGUUUGUCACCGGAAGUACUGAGGUCUCGCGAAGUGCCGUGACCUACUUACGGACCCCAUUCCGAAGGUAUGGAUUUGAUUAACUGGGUUUACGCGCGGUUUUACUGUAUAAAUGUACUUUCAACAUUACUUUUGUUUGUUAUUAUUUAUUACUUGUUUGCGGUAUUUUUGUUGGUUACAAUUGAAGUGUUUCUUUUAAUUUCUCAUAUGUUUUGCAGACGUUGUCACAUUAAGAAUUGUCCCCACCAUCUAUAUUUUUCUAAUCCAAAAUCUGUGUUUAUAUAUUUUUUCUACAAAUCAAACACAUGACCAACCUGUCAUGUUAUACUUUGUAUUGAAACUUUCGCCAUUAUUGUUCAUACUUUUGACAAUAAAAGAAUAUGCUAUGACA
Messenger RNA from Haliotis rubra (blacklip abalone), 2308 nucleotides. RefSeq names its product rhomboid-related protein 2-like. NCBI's taxonomy places the organism in Eukaryota, Metazoa, Mollusca, Gastropoda, Lepetellida, Haliotidae. The record is from RefSeq and is a predicted model, not a curated record. The transcript has 8 exons. Gene Ontology annotation, molecular function: serine-type endopeptidase activity. The coding region runs from base 67 to 1032 and encodes 321 amino acids. Gene Ontology annotation, cellular component: membrane.